This is a messenger RNA of Erigeron canadensis, 1233 nucleotides long. Its product is annotated as F-box protein At5g07610-like. Gene Ontology annotation, molecular function: protein binding. NCBI's taxonomy places the organism in Eukaryota, Viridiplantae, Streptophyta, Magnoliopsida, Asterales, Asteraceae. The record is from RefSeq and is a predicted model, not a curated record. The transcript is spliced from 2 exons. Bases 1 to 1233 code for a protein of 410 amino acids.
AUGAAGAAACCCAAAUUCAAGCGACUUAAAAAAACAUGCUUUCCCCAUGAUCAUGAUGCUUCCACCGCAGAAUCUUAUAAUCAUCAAUCGGCAGAGCUAAUCGGGUCCAACGAUGACCUUGUUACCGAAAUCCUUAUUCGUCUCCCUGCUGCCAAGUCUUUCUUCCGUUUCAGAUCUGUUUCGAAACAAUGGCUAUCCCUCUUGACUCACCCUCGUUUCAAUACUUUACGGUUUGACAAGCUUUUGAUAUCUUCUGGUCUGUAUUAUCAUGAAUUGUAUGUCCCCUUUGAUGUUCAAAACCCAACCACCCCGCCUUUUCGUGGUCUUGAUUUCUCUCUCGACGAUGAUCACAUCGAUGGGAUCAGAAUUGUGCAAUCUUGUAACGGGUUGCUGCUUUGCUGUUGCGAUAAAGACCGUGGAUGUAGCGGUAACUACUACGUUUGUAACCCAACAACGAAAGAAGUUGCAGCCAUCCCAUUCCCACCUGUUACCGGGGAUCGACCAGAGUUAAUCCGAUUAAUGGGUCUGGCCUAUCAUCCAACCGAGUGCGCUCAUUACAAACUUGUUUGUAUUCUUCAGGCAGGAGAAACUAUGUACGGAGAUGGGUUUAAUGAUGCGCAUUAUUAUGGACUUAGAAUGUACAAGAUUCAAAUAUAUUCGUCCCAGACAGGGGAAUGGAAGAAACUAAGACAGACUUUCACUCCCAAAGAGUAUACAGAUUUCAGAUAUGGAGUAUAUUGGAACGGAGCCUUUCACUGGGCACCCUCGUGUCCUAAUCCCAUGUACCUGAGGCUGGACACCGAACAGAUACAUGAAUUGCCUUUGCCAUCCCCUCUGCCUGUGAGGGUCGCAUCUGCAUACGGUGGUUAUUCCUUUGAUAAAAUACCACUUUACUUUGGGGAAUCUGGUGGCCAUCUACAUCUAGUGGAUAUCUCCCAUGAAAAGGAUCCUUUGAGUUUGAACGUGUAUGAGAUGCUGAGAGAUCAUUCCGGGUGGUCUAUCAAAGUGUUAGAUGUGGUUAGAGGUGAAGAAGAAGAAGAAGAAGAUAUGUUUAUGGCGGUGAAAGUUGUCGAUGAUAUUAAGAGGUUCAAUAUUCGUGACAAGAGUUUCAAACAGCUAUUCCGGGUCCCUGAUAAUAUAGAGCGUUUUGAUGGAAAUGGCACAAAAACAUUCUCAAAAACGGUUCAUCGUUUCGUCGGUCAUCGUUAUAUCGAAAAAAUAGCUUCCUUUUAA